Molecule: messenger RNA, 1149 nt
Organism: Arachis ipaensis
Lineage: Eukaryota; Viridiplantae; Streptophyta; Magnoliopsida; Fabales; Fabaceae
Source: RefSeq, a predicted model, not a curated record
UCAAAUGCAUUGCAUCACACAAAUGGAAAACUUAUUUGUGUCCCUUUGAAUAACCCACCACCUCCAAAUAUUCAUUACUCACUCACUUCUUUUCUAUUUCUCUCUUUCUCUCUUUCAUUAUUUUUCCAACACCACCAACUCAAUCAUACCAAGAAAACCAGGUUCAGCUGAAACAAGAAAGAAAGCUAGCUAGGGCAUGGCGCCAAGAGGUAGACCACGCAAAAAGAUGGUUGGAAGCUCAAGAAUGGAUGCUGCCCUUGAUGCAAUGACGCAGUUUGGAUUCGAGGGAAAACUUGUUCAAGAAACUGUUAACGAGCUUCUUGAUGUUUAUGAAGGAGCAUGGCCUUUUAUUGAGGAUGGCUCUUACAAUCUCCUAAUAGAAACCAUACUUGCCAAACAAGAAGACAAGAACAAGGAGGAAAAUUUGCAGGAGAAUACAAGAAGGGAUGGGUUUGCUCUGACAUCUUCAGCUGAUGCUACUUUUGCAACUGGGAUCACUGAAGUUGGAUCCUCUAGCCUGGUGGUGAAUCAUGACCCUUCAUUAUUGCAUGCUAGUGCUGAUGGUUUGGACUCUGCAUCUCGAACCAAUGAUCAUGAUCAAGAUACAAUUCCACCUUCUAAUCAAUCAAUAGAUGUUAAGGAUUCAACUGUUCCAGCUGAAAGAAAAGAACAAGAUGAGCCAAACCCUGCAAACAAUGUAAAUACCACCACACAAACACAUAUGAACAAUGUUGGGACCAGUUUUGUGAAGACUAACAUGACUACAUCCUUGGAAGCACCUGAGAAGGUUCAGCAACGCAGGCGUAAGCCUUGCUAUGGUUGGAUUAGUGAUGAUGAUAGUGAUGAUGGCAAAGUGGAACUCAUUCACUUGCCUCUUCCUCCAUUACCUGAACACAUAGAGAAGUUACUUGGGCAGAGUAGUAGUGUUAGUGUAGCAUCCCAAACGAAAAGUAGAAUCAGAAGAGGAAUGCGCAAGAGUAGAUGGGAUGAAAAGCCAGAUGUGUGAACAUUGUACAAGCCAAAUGGUGAUAGUAAUGAUAGGGACUAACACACUGAUGAAUUAAAUGAAUACUCUUUAGUCUUUACCUUUGUAUGAUGUUGACCCAAUUUGAGUAACUGAUUUAGUUUAUAUCCCAUUUAAUAUAGAAA